Messenger RNA from Schistosoma haematobium, 4605 nucleotides. RefSeq names its product Tubulin polyglutamylase ttll6 (gene TTLL6). Lineage: Eukaryota; Metazoa; Platyhelminthes; Trematoda; Strigeidida; Schistosomatidae. The transcript has 15 exons. Gene Ontology annotation, molecular function: tubulin binding; tubulin-glutamic acid ligase activity. Gene Ontology annotation, biological process: protein polyglutamylation; microtubule cytoskeleton organization. The coding region runs from base 237 to 3449 and encodes 1070 amino acids. The record is from RefSeq and is a predicted model, not a curated record. Gene Ontology annotation, cellular component: cilium.
AACAAAUUUUAUUCUUUGAGAUUAAAUGUCUGACCUUAUACUGGUACAUUAACGUUACAUGUGUACUGGAUGUUGAAUCAUCACAUAUUUGUUAAGAUGAAUGUUGCUAAGGUCAGUUGUAGCAUUGCGCAAUAUAAUUUUUCGAAACAUUUCAUCCCUUAACGUGGACAUGUUUUUGUUUGCAAACAAACAGCAACCAGUUUAAUUAUACUUUUAUAAAGUUCCAAUUACCUUGGAUGGAUGAUACUUUUCAUAUUAUAGGUUCGGUUAACCCUGAAUUUCUCUGUCCAGAAGUGUGCAUAAAAACACUCAAGGAUACAUCUUCUGAUGAGGAAAGUACACCGAAAGAUGAGGGGGGGUCAGAAUUCAGGGAUGGUUCUGAUAUCUCCCAACCCGUUCUUAGGCUUGUGGAUGAAGAAAACCUACUCGUUCUCCCUCCCGAAGACCAAGAAGAGAAAAGUGAGGUUGAUACAACACUAUACGACGAUCGUAGGGACGUCGGAACGCCAUCAACCGUGAUAAAUAAGCCGGAAACCCCACAUAAAUCACCAGAAACAGUUGAAGGUCAAGUUUGCAAGAAAAAAAAGAAAAAGAAACAUCUUAUAGUCAAUCUUUCAAACUGUAAAUAUGAAUCAGUACGUAGAGUUCUGAAACGAUUUGGCUUCCGAGAGACUGAAGAUGACGAAGAUUGGUGUCUCUAUUGGACCGAUUAUUCAGUCACUAUUGAUAAGGUUCUGGUUAUGAAACAGUGGCAGAAAAUAAAUCAUUUUCCAGGAAUGUCUGAAAUUUGUCGGAAAGAUAGUUUGGCGCGUAAUUUAAACAGAAUGAUCAGAUUAUUUCCUAAAGACUAUAAUAUAUUUCCAAAAACUUGGUGUCUUCCAUCAGAUUGGAAUGAUAUUCAAAAUUAUGCUAAGAAGCAUAAAAGUAAAACAUUUAUUAUAAAACCAGAUAAUGGAUGCCAAGGUCGUGGUAUUUAUAUCACUAAAAAUGCUAAAGAUAUUCGACCAGUGGAAAAUAUGAUUUGCCAAGUGUACAUAUCUAAGCCUUUUCUUAUCGAUGGAUAUAAAUUCGACUUGAGAAUUUAUGUUCUGCUUACUUCAUGUGACCCACUACGUUUAUUUGUAUUUAAAGAUGGCCUAGUACGUUUUACUACAUGUUCUUAUAUUGAACCAAAUCAACGUAAUGUACAUGACAUGUAUAUGCAUUUAACAAAUUAUGCUGUACAAAAACAUAGCGAAGGCUAUAUCAGAGAUAAUGAAGAAGGAGGAACAAAACGCCGAAUUACAACGCUUAAUCGAUGGUUUAAAGAUAAUGGUUAUGAUGUGAAAAAGAUUUGGGAAGACAUAGAUGAUGUGAUCAUUAAAACAUUACUAUCUGGUUAUGCUAUAAUUAGACAUAAUUAUCGAACUUGCUUUCCAAAUCAUAUUCAAACAUCAGCAUGUUUUGAAAUUCUUGGCUUUGACAUAAUAUUCAACCACAGAUUAAAGCCAUAUGUUCUUGAAGUGAAUCAUUCACCAAGUUUUACUACAGACAGUAAAUUAGAUAAAGAAAUUAAAGAAGCUAUGCUAUGGGAUACUGUACAACUUGCACAUUUCAAUGCAGUUAGUAAAAAGAAAUGUUGUGAUGAAGAAAGAAAACGCAUUCGAAAUCGUUUAUUACAUAAAAAUAUUGAUAAAGAUCAUAGAUGUUCACUCGAACGUGAUAUUGAAAGAUAUCAAGCACUAAGUGAAAAAUAUGAGAACAGCCAUAUGGGCAAUUUUCGUCUGAUUUAUCCAUCAAGCGAUCUGGAAAAAUAUUCACAAUUUCUCAAUCCAACUGCAACAUUUUAUCAGGAAACAGUUACUUACAAAGUAAGAAGUGAAUGUGCAAGACAACUAAGAGAAGAAAUAAGACUUAAACAAGAAAAAUUGGAUUUAAUUGCAAACAAACAUAAGCAAAGUCAAUCUGAAAGUCCAGCCCCCAAAAGAUUAAGAAUUAAAAUAAACACUGGAUUAUUAUCUCAGCAAUUAAUAAAGUCAGUUAACAAUGAUGAAAUAAUCAAUAAUUCUAAUCAAUUAAUACCCAUAAGUAAAGUGGAUUUUAAUGUCAAUAACAAACAAAAUAAUCAGGAGGAACAAAGGAAACUUGAUAAAUGUUUAGAAGUCUCUACAGAAGGAAAACAAGAAAAGGACAGUAAUGAUAACCACUCUGAUAAUCAGGCAUUGAUUAAGUCUACGUUAAACAAUGUCGAACUUUGUAUAAAUACUAAAUUGCCACAACCUAUACUUGAUAAUGAAGAAGCUGAACGUAGAAAUGAAUUAAAAAGACGAGAAGAUCAAAUGCACAAAAUAGGUUUAAUUUCAAUGCUUUAUGAAUUAUUUGCACAUUCACAUUCUUUAAAAUACAAAGACAAAAAAGAAUUUAACGAAUUAUAUUUAGAUAAUAAUACUAAUACAGAACAAAACUGUACAGAACAUCGACAAUCACAACAGAAAGCAGAUAAAAAGAAGGAAAGAGAACUGAAUGUUCUAAAACCAACAGCUUCAUGGAAAAAUCGUACACAGUUAUCAGGAAGACAAAAGUACUGGAUUAAGAAUCAAGAACAUGAAAACUCUGCUAAAGAAAAACCAGAUAUCAUACAUGAUACAAAAAUAACUCCUGUAGUAUGGGAUAAUCCAAUUGAGAAAAACAAACCGUCGCUUGUUCCAGUAGCAAAUCAAUGUUGUAAUAAUUAUUUUGUACGACUGAAUGGAAGUCGUUGUAUUAACUCAGCUCAACCAUCCAUAAAUAUUCUUACUUUUGGUGCGUUUCCAUCUCAUCAAUUUCAUAAGAUACAUCAGCAAAAAUCCCAACCAUCUUACCGUGUACAUUCCGGUAAUCUUUGUGACGGAGGAAUACAUUCAAACUCUUCAAUGAUAAAUCCGACCAAUGGUCAGAUAAUUCAAAAUUUACCAGUGAAUCUUGAUAGUCAAUCACUUUAUCAAGAUUGUAACGAUACAAAUUUUACUGGUAAGAAAAGUCAUCAAUCAGUAAAAAAUUCGUCGUUUGAAAGUAUAUGUAAUCCGAUUCACACAUCUCUACGAAUAAAUGAAAAUUAUGGCUUCCUACCUUCAAGAAGUAUUCGAUCUAAUUCAGCGGUAAAAUCAAAAUACAUCUUCACAGACUUGACUAGCUGUAGUAACAAUAGUAAUAAUAUUACUACAAGUAAUUCCCAGAAUACUUCAAGACAGCAUAGUCAUAAUUCCUCUAACAAAAAAGCACCUAAUGACUCUGAAAGUGUUAAAACAGCGGAAAAAUAUAAAACCCCACUACCUACACUGGUCAUUCCUCGUGUGAACACAUCCCAUAACAGCCAUGGUUCGCAGUUAAUAAUCAAUGGUUUAAUGCCAGUUGUCUCGUCGGCGAAAUUAAAUCGAGUUACUAAGAGAACUUCAAACCAAGAAUAUUACCGAACAGUUUUAAAUGAAUAAUGAGUAUUUACAUAGAAAAAUUUAGGAUAAUCGCUCAAAUAUUGAAAGCCUAUGUUGUAAUUAGAUUCAUUUAACGAUAAAUCAGUAUAAAUGUAAAUAAGAAUAGUUUCCAAUUCAUUAAAAUAAGCAACAAAAAACAAAGUUCUGCAAUCACAGUAAACAAAAAUGGUCAAGAUAAGUCAGUAAACAAAUGUGUCUCUCUUAUUUCUGUCAAUAAAUUCUUCCCUGUGAAUAUUUUUUGUAAUGAAAGUGAUUUCAAUUUACUUUCAAUUUAAUCAAAUUCAGUUUCAGCUUAAUGGAUUUUAUUUAAACAAUCAAACAAUAAUGUUAAAGCUUUUUACACAUGCUAGUGGUGGCCACACAACUUUUGUUUGUCAUACAAUAUACACUAAAAAAUGUAAUUUGAAACACAGAAAUUGAUUUUCAUUGUUCAUUCGAUUUACUUAAUUCUAUUGAAUCACUACCAACUUGCCAAAUGACUUUCACAAUUGCAAUUUAUUCUUUGGUGAAUAAGGCUGGAUGCUUGAAAACUAGGAUUCAUAUUGUGCUCGCGAAUCAAAUCUCUACACAUGAUCGAUACUUAGUAGUGAAAUUACUGAAGAUAGUAAAUCAAUUUUGAUGUUUUAUCAGAUUGUUGAUUUAGUUUAUUUGUAGUCUCAGACGUAAAUACCUAUUUUAAACUUAUCUAUAUACCAUUCAUACAGAAAUAUUUAAAACUGUGAGUUUCUCAUAACAGCUAUUAAACAUGAUAUUUAAUUAAACAAACAAAUUGUACACAUCAAGACCACAUUAAAGUUGCAUAUAUUUAGUGCAUCCCCAAAAUAUCAAUUAUCAAUUUAUGCUAGAAAAUACUAAUUGUGAUGUCUCUCAAUAAAAUUAGUACUAUAUUUUAGUGAGAAAAAAAUGUUAUCACAGAAUUUAAGCAUAUUAAAAGUAAUCCCAUCAGGACAUUUAUACUUUGAAAAACUGAACAGUAAUUUAUCCUUCAAAUAGAUUGAUUAAACUUAGUUAACAAUAAUUUUAAGGAGAAACUAGUGAGAAUUAACCAGAUGUUUAUUCUUGUUUUCUAAAGUAUACUGCGUCGGUAAGCACACACAUAACAUAUUGGACUGUUCAUCAUUUUAAAUACACACCUCUGGAAAACUUUUGAUGUUAC